Xiphias gladius (swordfish) is the source of this 2661-nucleotide messenger RNA. RefSeq lists its product as uncharacterized. The transcript has 4 exons. Lineage: Eukaryota; Metazoa; Chordata; Actinopteri; Istiophoriformes; Xiphiidae. Gene Ontology annotation, molecular function: GTPase activity; GTP binding. The record is from RefSeq and is a predicted model, not a curated record. The coding region runs from base 992 to 1564 and encodes 190 amino acids.
GGGAGCCCGGGACCCGCUCCUCACACCAAACUGAAAUAAAGUCAUCGGGCGUUUGUACGGAGAAGCGUCGAUUCAGUGGAAGUAACUUAAAGAUAAAAAACCCAUAAAACAACAUUCAGCAGGUGAGUUUCCGGCUGAUUUUUAAAGGACAGUCUGUCCACCGGCCCGGGGACAUCGGUGGAAAAGGCCUCGUCUCCGAUACUUCGAUAAGCUCGGCGCUGAGAGCAGCGGGGUGUUUGAGGACCUGAAAGGGAUUUUGGUUGAGGAGGGGGACUGGGCCUGAGCCAAUAAAAGGACCUUAAAUUCCGUUCUGAGCUCCGGGGGGGCCGCUAGACUGAGACCGGGACCGUCCCUCUCCUCCUCCUGCAGCAGAGGUCCGGAUCGGCUGCACACAUGCGCCUACACUAGUGGUCAAAGGUUUGAGGACGCCCCCGUUUUUCCAGCUUUUAUCGACAUUUCAGCUCAAAGGUGAUAAACUGCCCGAGGUGUUUAAAAAAAACAAAAAACCCCGAGAAAUCCUGUAAACAUCACAGAAAAACCCCGAAGUCAAAACUUCACUUUAAGUUUAGUUCAACAACCAGAUUCAAUGGCUCAAUGUUUCUAAAGUCUCCAAUUGUUUUUUUGUUUUAUGCUUUAAUUUCAGAAACAGACACUGAACCGGUCGAUUUAAAUAAAAGUUGGAAAAAUGGAGGAUUUACACGUUGGUCUUUCUAUAGUUGUGAGGACACUCUGAUAUAAUGCGUCCCCUCUCCCCUUGGACCAAGUACACACACACACACACACACACUCUCUAUCUGUGAUCUCAGUCCUGCAUCAACACUGUUGACUCAACAUCAACCAAUCAGACCGAGGGGCGUGGCUGACAGCGCAGAGACCCCACCCACACAGCGCACAUAAAGACCAGCACCUGAACCGGGGCCUUCAGACCCUGCAGAACCUUAAGGCGCAGCGGAGGCAGAGCCUGCGUUCAGUGCUGGUGGUGGCGGCGGGGAUGGAGGCCAACAUCCUGCUGCUGGGAGCUCGCGAUGUGGGAAAGUCUGCUCUGACUGUCCGAUUUCUGACCAGAAGAUUCAUCGGAGAGUACGGAGACAUCGAGUCAGUGUACAGCCGAGUCGACAGGAUCGACGGGCAGGAGAUCUGCUUCAACAUCUGGGACUCUCAGUUCACACAGGACAACGUCAUUGCCGGACGUCCUGAUGUGCUGAGGAUGAUCCUGGUCUACAGUAUCUGCGACCGCGGCAGCUUCGACGUGGUCCGGCAGCAGCUGCAGCAGAUCCGUCGCAGCAGGAAGCCGUCGUCCGUCCCCGUCCUCAUCGUGGGGAACAAGCGGGACCUGCAGCGUCACCGCAGCGUCUCCAGCGAGGAGGGACGGUUGCUCGCUCUGUCGCAGCGCUGCGGCUUCUUCGAGGUGUCGGCGGCUGAGACGUAUCACGGCGUCCUGGUGGUGUUUCACCGGCUGGUCGAUCUCGUCAGAGAGACUCGGGCGCUGAGGAAGACCAACGCCGGCGUCCGAGGGAUCGUCAGGAGCGUGUCGGCCGUGUUCGGAAAGAAACGAGCCGAGUAGGGGGGGAGGUUUAGCUCUCUGAAGAGGUUCUAACGUGCGAAGGUCGGUCUCACUGCCUCUGAAGCGAGCAGAUACCGGAGCAUCCGUCGCUUCUUGAGAAAGGUCAAAGGUCAGGCACGAGACGGGCCGAGAGGAGGGUUCUUCAUCUGAAAGCGUCGACGGUAAAGUUGGUGACAGAAAAGUCGUACAAGCGUGUUAGAGCGACAAGAGGCGGUUGCCGAUCGGAAAGAGAGAUUUUUAACCGAGCGAACGGCGCGGCAACGUCUCGACGACCAUCGGAGGGACUGAGGUGAACCUUUGUUCAGGCGCUCAUGUUCCCCUCAGGAGGAACUGUAGUAACUCAUGAUCCUCAUCUAGCGCCAUCAUCAGGUCAACGCUGACUUUGUCCGGUAGUUUGAUUUAUAACCUGGUAAACCACGAUGGACCAGUUCUCACUUAAUCUCAGGAUCCGUUCCUGCUCCCCAGAGGAAGAACCCCAACUCUUUCAUGCUGUAAUGAACACUGCAGCCUCUGGGGGGCACUCACAGGAGCAUCGCUGGAGGCGUUUACUGUGAAAUGUGUUUUCAAACAGCAAACUAAUCAAAAGUGAUCUAAUUAAUAAUUCAGGAGCUGUUCUGUAGACACAGGUUAUCAGCAGCAGGCCAAUUAAAUAACACAAUACAGUUGUGAUUAUUAUUAAUAAUAUUUCCCCGUAAUGUCAUUACUAUGUGGUCGGAGCUGUAAUCAGUCAAAAAUCAUUGGCUGGUGCAGGUAAAUCACCUGCCCUAGAGGCACAGUCCAGCCCUGAAUGAGGUUUAAAUGCAGACUGGGGCCUUUUUCAAUUUGUUGGUUCUGUGUGAAAACAUCUGUAGAUUUCAGUGCUGGAACAGAGACGGGCUGAAUUAAAUUAAUGUCACAACAACGUCACAACAGACGCGAAGCUCCGCCCGGAGAAAUGUUCAGUGACGACGCUGCUGUUGAGUUUGGCUGCAGAUCUGUGGUCAAAUAAAAAGCGACAUAUCUUUAUACAUGGUGAUGGGUGGAAACAAAGAACAGACUGAGUGAAGCAGAUUCAUGUGAAGUCGAGUCUUUUCUAAUAAAACCCAAUGUACUCAAGA